Molecule: messenger RNA, 408 nt
Organism: Trichomonas vaginalis G3
Lineage: Eukaryota; Parabasalia; Trichomonadida; Trichomonadidae
Exons: 1
Coding region: 1-408 (135 amino acids)
Source: RefSeq, a predicted model, not a curated record
AUGUUUGCUCCUCAAGUCUUCUACCAGAACGGAUAUCGUGCACCCUAUUCCUACUCGUACAACCAGCCCAUGAUGCCUAUAGCUCCUCAGGCGCCUCCAACCCCACCAAAAAUCCCGUCAUUAACGAUAGAGCUUCCAACCUACACUUACGUCCCUACGAAGCAAGUGAUUAUACCGUUCGACAAGAAACUGUCUCAUAAUGGUAUGUUUAACAGCAUGGAUGAAGCUAUGAGCUUCCUGUCAAAGCACUGCAUAAAAUAUCAUGGCCAGUUUACACGACAAUUAGCGCGUGUGUACUCGAAGCUUUGCUAUGUCCUUGACCUCGUAAAUGGCACAUACUGUCCAAUGAACGAUUUGUCAAAGAAAGAUUUCAAUGCUGCUUUCUUAAAGUUCAGCAAGAUGAAUUAA